Molecule: messenger RNA, 741 nt
Organism: Beauveria bassiana ARSEF 2860
Lineage: Eukaryota; Fungi; Ascomycota; Sordariomycetes; Hypocreales; Cordycipitaceae
Exons: 1
Coding region: 1-741 (246 amino acids)
Source: RefSeq, a predicted model, not a curated record
AUGAAGACUGCUGUUGGUAUUGUUUUCACGGCGGCAUUGGGCUCUGCCUUGCCCCAUGCCGAUAAAUCAACUACGACUCUUUCCUCCCGCGACACCGAGUCGAAGCUCCCUUGGAUCCCUUACAAAGGCACCUAUGGUCCCUGCAUGGAGGCUGUCCAUGGUGAUGGUGGCCGCGAGGCAAUUGAGAAAGGUUGCGGCACCGAGGGAUUUUGCGAUUUAUUGAAUCCGGUAUACGGUCCGGACAACCUCGAGCGAUUGUCGAAGAAAUAUGGCUACGCCAACAACACGGAAUGCUACGCUGCCCACGACAAGAUCCCUUGGGUCGAGUACAAGGAAGACUAUGGCGCCUGCAUGCAAGCCGUCCACUCCCACGCCGACCGUGAAGACUUUGAGGAAGCCUGCGGCACUGAGGGAUUCUGCGACAUGUUCAACCCGGAAUACGGCACCGAGAGCCUGAAGCGAGUGUUGGAAACCUGGGGCCAGUAUGGCUUCAUGACUCACACGGAGUGCUACGCCGGCCACACCAAGAAACCUUGGGUCGAGUGGAAGGACUACGGCUCCUGCCACGACGUUGCCUACUCAGUCGUUUCUCGCGAGAAAUAUGAGGCCGGUUGUGGCACUGAGACAUUCUGUGAUUUGUUCAAUCCGAAACACGGCACCGACAGCCUUAAGCGAAUGACGGAACGAUAUGGCUACGCUACCGUCGCGGACUGCAUCGCGGACCAUGAGCCACAGCCUUAA